This is a messenger RNA of Galendromus occidentalis (western predatory mite), 1239 nucleotides long. RefSeq names its product glutamate-gated chloride channel-like. The record is from RefSeq and is a predicted model, not a curated record. The coding region runs from base 1 to 1239 and encodes 412 amino acids. Gene Ontology annotation, molecular function: transmembrane signaling receptor activity; extracellular ligand-gated monoatomic ion channel activity. Gene Ontology annotation, cellular component: membrane. Gene Ontology annotation, biological process: monoatomic ion transmembrane transport. NCBI's taxonomy places the organism in Eukaryota, Metazoa, Arthropoda, Arachnida, Mesostigmata, Phytoseiidae. The transcript is spliced from 5 exons.
AUGCCUUCGCUUACGUUGACUCUGUUGUGUUUCCUUCUCAGAGCACACUCGGUCGCGCUUUUGUGUGUUCAGGGUGCUGGAGAGCCGGACGACAUCGGCGUCUUGGAUUGCCUUCUCGAGGGGUACGAUGUUCUCCUGCGGCCGCAGAAUCUCACAGUGGUCGAUAUUUCACUCCUGGCGGACUCGUCCACGACCCCGGAUGAGACGAGUUUAGACUACAGAUUCACUCUGACCGUUGGCCAUCGAUACAUCGAUGAGCGGCUGCAGUUUGAGCCCAACAACGCCACGUCUCCCGCGCCUCUCAAUGCUUGGUACCACAUGAGACGCAUCUGGCGGCCGGCGCUCACCGUGCUCGAGAGUCGGAACGACCUCAGUUUCGACCCAGAGCACGCCGCUAUGAGAAUCUGGCCCUCUGGCUUGAUCGAACUCACCAGAUCACUGGUCGUCGAUAUGAGAUGCCGAACCAUAUACGAGUUAUUCCCCUUCGACAAGCCCGUUUGUAUAAUGACGUUCGUCGUGACCGGUUCCACCGGAAAUGAGGUCCAAUUACGCUGGUUAAAUCAAUACGAUGACCUAACUUCGAGUGAAACUGUUUAUUCAAAUACGUACCUUGAAGCAACGGGCCGCUCGGAUUGCCCACAGGAAGAGAUGGAUCAGUGCAACUACACCUGUCUGAAGGCACUCUUGCUGUUCGCGCGGGAGCGCACCGUUUACUGGGUGACCGUCUUCAUCCCGGGCUUCAUUUUGGUCACUUCUUCAUUCAUGACCUUCUGGCUCUCGCUGAAAGCACCUCAACCAAGGGUUAUGAUCGGAACGACAACUCGACUAAACUUCCUGGCCACGGCCAGGUCCUUCCGGAACAAGGUCCCUGCUUUUUACAACUUGGUCGCCAUGAAUAUUUGGGACUCGGUUGGUAUCAUCUUCAUUUACAUGAGUCUCUGUGAGUUCAUCUUAGCAGUAUACAUCGAUCGGCAUCCGCGUGCAAACGAAGAGGAGGACGCGCGGUACCUCGAAGCGAUUCGCAAGCCCGGCUACGUGUUGACCGCGAAGGAACGAUUCCUCCUCUACUUCAAAAGAUCCAACAAGCAGAUCGCCGCGGACAUCGAGUGGUUCUCGAGAAUCGUCAUACCAGGUCUAUAUUUUCUCUUCAUCAUCGGAUAUUUCGUCGCCUUCCAAGGACAUUACCACCAUGAGGUUGGCUUCACCUAUGGCGCCUUCGAGAAAACUAUCGACUUGUGA